Messenger RNA from Rhododendron vialii, 1048 nucleotides. RefSeq lists its product as uncharacterized. NCBI's taxonomy places the organism in Eukaryota, Viridiplantae, Streptophyta, Magnoliopsida, Ericales, Ericaceae. Bases 191 to 1048 code for a protein of 285 amino acids. The record is from RefSeq and is a predicted model, not a curated record. The transcript is spliced from 6 exons.
AAGAAAGCAACGGGCAAAGUGGGUCCCCCAAUUUCAUCCCCUGCUCACACAUGAAACGACUGUGUUUAGACAAAAGCCCUAGCCCAAUUUCACCCCCAAAAUUCCCUCCCCCAAUUUCAUCCCCCGCUCAAAAUUCCCUCCCCCAAAAUUUCGGCAAAAGCCCUAGCUGCUCCCUCCUCCUCAAUUAGACAUGCCUCUCUCGCUGCUCUCUAUUAGGACGUGCACUGGCGUCGGAGUCAGAGACGGUGACAAGAGGCUUACUAAAUCGAUUUUGUUUCAUCAAUUAGUUCUGAUUGCAAUGUCACGUAGACGUGCUGCUACAUUAGAGGAUCCUAUUGAGCAUGGGAGGAUGCGUGAGCCACCACGUACAUGGUAUCCGAUUGGCAACAACCUCAACUCGUCCUCCCAAGGCGAGACUAGAUCACUUUCAGAUGGCUCAUCAUCGGAAGUUGGUAACUUUUCAACGCAAACCCGAGGGAGAGGUCCCUCAUUGAUGAAUGCAUCAUGGAGUACGGGUAAUAACCCAAUAAAGAUUGUACUAAAUGAUAGGGGACAACCUGUAAUGCCUGAAGCAUCUUCUCUUGCCACUAAUUUGGGGGUGUUGGCGAGGGAUGGUUCCCUUCUACCAUUGCACUAUACGGAUUGGCGAUACGUCCCUGCGCACUAUAAAAAGAGAGUAUGGGAAGAAAUCAAGGCUCAUACAGAUGCAAAUGAUUCUAUGGAGAGGUGGUUCAUGCAAUCUCUUGGAAGGAAAUGGCAAGGAUGGAAAUGUGAAGCAAAAAAACAAGGAUACACGCCAUAUAAUAAUGAUGCAGACAGAAUAGCUCAUAGGCCUAGUAGAGUUACGGAGGAGCAGUGGUGGUGUCUGAUGUAUUAUUGGAAUGAUAGAGAUAUAAAGGAGAAUAGUAUAAACAACAAGGGUUACAAGUCCCAACAAAAAUUACUACACACAAGUGGGCGGACACCACAUUAUUUUUUAGCAAAAGGUUUGAUAGAUAAAAAUUGUUUAUUUUAUUUUAUCGUACUUCACAGCAUUUUUUUGACAUGA